CCCAUCUUAACGCUGCUCGGGCAGCCCUCGUCCCCGCCGACUCCUUACGGUCGUGCUCAUCGUUAGUUGUCAAUCGCCUGUCGCUCCCUUUCUCCGCAUCACUCGACCGUAAAUUGUUCCUCAUUAUCGCAACUGCUUGCUUUGAUAUAUCGUCACAUCGUUAUGAAGCUUAUCGCAACCCUUGCGCUAGGCGUGACAGCUUCCACAGCCGUAUUGGGGGCUGUGCUACCGCAGCAAGAACCAUUAACAGAACACAGCGUUCACCACGGGCAGGAACUUUAUUUGAUCGAGCUUGCUCCUUAUGAGACAAGAUGGGUGACAGAGGAAGAGAAAUGGGAUCUAAAAUUGGAUGGUGUAAACUUCAUCGAUAUCACCGCUGAGCGAAACACUGGCUUCUACCCCACACUGAACGCCGGCAGCUAUGUCCACUACCCGGUGCAAAUGGAACACUCGGAGGAGGUCGCCCCACUCCUCCGCAAUCUAUCCAAGGAUAAUAUGGAGAAGAAUCUGGAGCAUUUCACUUCCUUCCAUACUCGUUACUAUCGGUCAGCGACCGGCGUCGAGUCAGCGACGUGGCUUUACAACCAGGUCCUUGAUGUGAUCAAGGAGACGGGCGCCUCAAAGCAUGGCGCGACCGUGGAACAGUUUUCCCACCCAUGGGGUCAAUUCAGUAUCAUCGCCCGAGUUCCAGGGCAGACAAACAAGACCGUUGUAUUGGGUGCUCAUCAGGACAGCAUCAAUCUGUUCCUCCCGUCGAUUCUGGCGGCGCCGGGUGCGGAUGAUGAUGGAAGUGGUACCGUUACUAUUCUUGAAGGCUUGCGGGGUCUGCUGCAGUCAGACACCGUUGCCCAGGGUAAAGCCCCGAACACAGUGGAGUUCCACUGGUACUCGGCGGAGGAAGGUGGUAUGCUGGGCUCCCAGGCUAUUUUCUCCCAGUACAAGAAGGAUAAGCGGGAUGUCAAGGCCAUGCUCCAGCAGGAUAUGACCGGAUACAUUCAAGGGUCGUUUGAUGCAGGCCGCAAGGAAGCUAUCGGAAUCAUGGUCGACUACGUCGAUCGGGGGCUGACGCAAUUCCUGAAGGAUGUCAUUAAAGAGUACUGCAAGAUCGGACAUAUCGAGACUAAGUGCGGCUACGCUUGUUCUGACCACACAUCGGCGAGCAAGUACGGGUACCCCUCUGCAAUGGCAACUGAGUCUGAGAUGGAGAACAGCAACAAGAAGAUCCACACCACCGAUGAUCGAGUCAAGUAUCUGAGUUUCGAUCACAUGCUGGAGCAUGCGAGGUUGACCGUAGGCUUUGCCUACGAACUGGCUUUUGCUCCGCUCUGAUACCCUCCAAGAUGGCACCUAUAUUCACUUGUUGGCAAAUAUAGAUGAUGGUAUCUGAAAGCUAGAUUCUUUGAUUUGCUGCGUUGAAUCCCAUGUUGCUAAAGUGAUUUGUACUAUGGCCACCUUUGCGUAACUUGAACUGGCUAUAAACCUCGGGUGAUUCCAGUUCCUGGUUCGGUUCUUGGUAAAGACAAGCUGUGACCAUGUCAUUGACUUGCUUGGU
Aspergillus aculeatus ATCC 16872 is the source of this 1552-nucleotide messenger RNA. It is a transcript of the gene lap1, whose product is annotated as putative aminopeptidase. The coding region runs from base 163 to 1329 and encodes 388 amino acids. The record is from RefSeq and is a predicted model, not a curated record. Lineage: Eukaryota; Fungi; Ascomycota; Eurotiomycetes; Eurotiales; Aspergillaceae. Gene Ontology annotation, molecular function: metalloexopeptidase activity. Gene Ontology annotation, biological process: proteolysis. The transcript has 3 exons.